This is a messenger RNA of Plodia interpunctella (Indianmeal moth), 9723 nucleotides long. RefSeq lists its product as uncharacterized. Gene Ontology annotation, molecular function: protein binding. Lineage: Eukaryota; Metazoa; Arthropoda; Insecta; Lepidoptera; Pyralidae. The transcript is spliced from 39 exons. Bases 364 to 6720 code for a protein of 2118 amino acids. The record is from RefSeq and is a predicted model, not a curated record.
AGUCGCUCGGCGACCGCGGCGCGGCUAUCCCGCCUCGCGAGAAUUCAAAUUCCGAACGCAUACCCGGUUUUUAAAUUUGAAAUAUGAAAAUGGAAUAGGAAUUUGAAAGUGGAUUUUGAAGUUUAGAAUUUGUUUGAGAAUCUCGCUGUGCAAAUAUUUGAUAUUCUUUGUGUUCACGUUGAACGUUGUUUGUGGCCAGUUUGAAUUUCAAUAUUUCAUGCAGGUGGCGUGGCCGGACAAGCCGUGUCGGUUUCCACUCAGGCGGACAUAGCACACUUGGCUAAAGGCUACGAGUCAGAGGAUGAAAACGCGGGAAGAAAACGCCAGAGGGCCAGCGACGAGCGGCCAGCGGGCAAGACCACCAUGUACUCUAAGCAGGAGUUCCGGGAGCAGUACUGCAUCAACAACAAACAACUGGAUCUGCUGGAACUGGAGAAGUCCAAGAAGGACAGAUUCCUCGGCUGCCUCUCGCAGUACCACAUCGAGAGUCCAUGCUCACGGACCAAUAGAGCAUCAUUUCUAUCCGUGUGUGUCCGUCGUCGGGUGCCCUCCGAUGAGAACCUUAACACCGAUUAUGCUCCCAUACAGCGGUAUCCAAGGUAUGGCCAACCCUCGCCUGCUCCCGCCGAGGUGUGUGCAUACGAUGCCGAUCUGGAAUGCUCGUACUUCCGCAGGAGACCUCGCUCCGUGUGCAGCCAGCCUGACCCCAAGCGGUACACCUGGAUGCCAGAGGAUGAAGACUUCACCCGGAUGGAGUGGCCACAAUCGGUAAUAGAAGAUAACGCGGGUUGGCCCCAAAAUUACAAUGUGGACCAAAUCGCGUCAGUAACCCGAGGAGGCUCUUUACCUAGACCACCUAUAAUGCCUUGUCCCGCUCAUACACCGAUACCCCCACCACCCCCGCCGCCACCUCUCACUAUCCCGCCAAACAGAACAAAGCACGUAUCAUUCGCCCGCUCGCAUACUUUGACCACUUUCGACGACUCUGUCAUGCCCGCUGCAGUAGGAGGUAACAGGUUCCGAAGAGAUUGUGAAAGACUCAUUGAUGGAAGAGCUGUCAAACCCGAACCGAAGCCAUACCCCACAGUGCCCGUAAUAUAUCAACAAUUUGCACCGUACCCACAAUACAUCCCGGGACAGACAGUUCCUUCUCCAGUGGCACCAGUUCACUAUCCAGGACAGUACGCCACUCUCCCCCACACGUCGCAAACUAUUCAGAGGCCGACACAAACUGAACAGCCUAAAGUCGUACUACUAGAUUCAAUUAAGAAAGGAGUUAUGAGAACACAAGCCACUCAGACUGAAGUAUGUUUAGGAAGAAAACCGCUGCCACCAAAUUAUUUGUCACUAAGUCCUCGUACAAUUAAAAGGGUAAAAAUGGUAGCUGCUGGUGUUCAAACGAAUGGGUUCACAGUAGGUGCACGACGAUUAACUAAGUCAUUUUCAGAAGUUGGGGGAGAUAGGCUAGCUGGUAGAGACAGUCAAGAAGAUAUUAAUGCAACUAUUGAAAGUUUCAUUGGCACAGAUCAUGAAAAAUUACACAGAACACAAUCAGAAGAGCCACCCAGAUCACCACGUUCACCAACUUCUAUGGUGCCACCUUCACCUAUAAUGCAAAGAAUGGACUCUGAUGAAGUAACAUCCUCAUCUAUCAAAUCUGUUACAUCAUCCCAACUUGACAAAUGUUCUGAGUUGAGUGCACUACAGAGACAAGCUCAAGAGUAUUUUCAACAAAACUUCCAAUUUAUACAUGAAAGCGACAGGGACGAUACUAUAGAUGAUGAUAUAGAAACUAUCGAAAAAAGUAUGGCUUUGAAUCGUAGAAAUUUGGAAUAUCUGCAGCAAGAAAUAGCGAAACAAGCAAAAGGAGAACAAUCACUUAGGUCAAUUUUAACAAAAACUACGAGUGAUACCUCUCAAAAAACAGUAAAUUCAUCUCAUCCAUUUUCAAAAACAUCUACUUUCCAAUCAGAACCUUCAACUGAAACUUCUGCAACGACCACUGAUGAUAGUGAAAAAAAUGAAAAAGAAAUCAUUAUUGAUUUCGAACCAAGACCAGACGAUGAAGCUAUUCCAUUUACUACAUUGAAUAGAAAGAGUAGGAAAUUGCAUAAAACUUUGUCAGAAGGGGAAAUACUUUUAGACGUACGUAAGACUGAGUUAAAUAGUGAAACUGUUAAAGAUGCUCCGCUGGUAAUGUCAACAAGCCAAGAAAAUAUGACUAGAGAAGAUCGAGAAAGAGAAGCAAUGUAUAGACAAUAUAUUGGUCAAAAUUACACACAAACACCAAUAAAAGAUGAAGGCAUAUUCGGAUUUGAACCAGAUGGAUCGUUUAGUUCUUCCGACGGCAAUGCACCAUAUGAAGAUUUUCAUGAAAAGUACAUUAGUUACAAGCAUGAACCGUUUAGAAACAGAAGCGUAAGUUUCGAGCAGCGAACAGAAAUUAUCAAUAAAAGGGAAUCUCCUGAUAGCAGCACUGCCAGAUCGAGCCCAGGAUCACCUGAACCUGAAAGUACAAUUGAAGUAGAGAACAGAACAAAAAGAGCUAAAAUCUCUAAUAAUGUCACCACUAUCUUAACUCCAUUAGAAAAGUCAUCUCCGUGCGCCUCUAAUGAAUCACUCACUGUUGAUCAUAGUAGGGAUCAUUCUGAUGGUAUGUGGAAUGAAUCUCAAACAACAGUUUUGCAAGUAGAUUCAGGAACAGAAAAUGGCACUGUAAUAAGUUCUUCUGAUCUCAGUUCCCUAGCAGCUUCACCAGGUGCAUUAGCAUUGCUCACACCCACAUCCAGAAGAAAACAAUUACUAUUGCUUCAACAUCAGCAACGGUCGUCACUGGAUACAGAUGCGUUAGAUGAGGAAUUCGACGUUUCACAAAGUCAAUCACCUACAUCGCCCAGAAAUAAAUUAGACACAUCCAGUUCAAGUUCAGCUCAAGCUCGAUCUUCCUUAUCACCAUCAGCAGUGGUUCCCAAUAUAACAUUGCCAAUUACUAAACAACCAACCAUUUCAAAAACUUCUCCAAUUGGACCAUCAAAAAUUCCUCAUACUCCAGCCAUUGCUAUCACUCACCCAAGUUUAGACUUAGCUGAUGUUCCAUUUAAGAGAACACCAAGUUUUAUUAAUAAAAAACGAGAACGAGCAUUGAGUCCUUCAAGAAGAAAGGAAUUGCAAAAGAAAGCUCAGCAAAAAGAACCAAAUGGCACUCUUCCUCAUCAAAUCAUAGAAUCACCUUGUGAAGCACCUCUGAGUAAAACAGCCAGCAGUGAUACUAGUUUAGCUAGAACCGAUUCUGGUAAAAUAAAUACGACAGAUGUUUCUGAAAGCACGACAACGACUGAAGACUAUGUGACUGCAAAUUCUGACAGUUCUAAAAAGAGUGGUACUAAAAAUCAGAAUCAUAAUCCUGAAAAUAAUAAAACACAGGAAGGCUCGUCCUUUGAAAGUGCAUCCAGUCUGUAUUCUUCUACUCGAACAGAAAUGAUUGCGGAAGAUUUGAUUGUUCCCUGUUUUUCGCCGCCAUUACAAAUCAGUGACGAUUUCAUUGUCCCAGAUCUAUCAUCUCCUCCACUGCCUUUACCUGAUAGAAUUCCUAGGACAACUGUAGAAAAAAUUGAAGUGAAGGCAGAAGUAAAUCCGACCAUUAAAAGUAUUAAGAGAGACAAGACUGAAAUCAUUAAACCUACGGAAGAACUACCGAAAAUCACAAAGCGCUCUUCUCGAGACACAAUAAGUGGUAAAAGUAGUUCAAGUGGCAGUUAUAGUAUAGGUUCAAAUCCUAAUGUUACAGAAGAUAUUGAUAAAACACCUACUGAGAACAGUAAGAACAUUCCUGAAAAACUAGAAGCCAAAAUAAAGGAGACCAUUGCAACAAGCCCAAUGACUGAAAAGGAACAACGAGUUCCUAAAAUGAUGGUAAAAUUUGGUUCACUAUCUGAUGACGAAAGAAGUGUUCAUUAUUCGUCUUCUGGAUAUUAUGAAAGUCCUGUUGAGGAUGAAGAUGAUGGAGGUUUGACUUAUAAACAUUCUCAACGUUAUCGAACUUCAAAUAGACAAAAAACUUGGCUAGAAGAAAAGCGAAGGAAAAAGAAGGCGUUUACUUUGGAGUUUUCAAAAUCAUAUGACGACUCAGUAUCUACGUCACAAGAUGACUGGAGUAAAAAACCAAAAGAUCCGGAUAGUAUUAGUCAAAAGUCUGAGAGGAGUAUAUUCAAACCAUCAAAUUCGAAGUCACCAUUGGAUGAUAAAAUAACUGAACCUAGAAAAAAGAAGACCCACUUUAUGGAAAAAACCAAAAGUGUACAAUCGUCUCCGCGAGAUGCAAUAGAUAUAGAGAAAUCUAUCAAAGAAAAAAUAGCCAAAGAGAAGGAAGUAGAGUCAAAAAGGCCUCAAGAAAGAGAAAGAUAUGUAAAACGAACAAAAUUAAAGGCCAAAAGCCCUACACAAAGCAAAACAAUCGAUGGUAGUCACGGUUAUAGGCCUCAGCAUUAUGACAGGCGCGAGGCUUCGGGUUCUAAUAUGAAAUUGCAACUCAAUAUUCCUACGUCUGAUGAUUCUAGUGAACAGUACAGGAAAGAUGGUACGGGAAACGGGAAUAUAUCACCACGAAAACAUAGACGUUUACGAGAUAGCCCUAGAAGGAAAACUGGAAGUAAUUGUAGUUCAGUAAAAUCACCAACUUCAAACAACAACCACACUAUUUACAGUUGUAGGCCACGAAAAAAAAGUGGUUCAAACGAAAGCAUAUCACUGCCUGGCAGUUUGCCGAGAAGAAAACAGUCGAUACCAACAGUACCGUGUCUCGGUUCGUUAGAAGCCGAAGAUAUUGAGACAACGAGGACUCUUACAAGUGCUGGUUCUCGGUUGACACCUUUGCGUUACAUCAAAAGUCCAACAACAUCUCCUAGGCACCACAGAAAACAAGAUAAAGAUGGAAAAUUCGCAAAAGCAGCUUCAGCAGAAUCCUUGAGAUCAGUGUCACCAGGAUCGGAUUCUGUGUUUUAUUCCGAGCAAACGGAACAUAGUUUCGCUGGAGCUGAUGGAGAAGCGAAAGCGCAUUGCUUGCAUUGUGGUAAAGAAGUUCAUAUUGUGACCGCUCCUCAUGAACAUGAUAGCAGAGCUUCAAGAACAUCUCAUACUGAUGAAUCUUACGCUGACGCUACUCCUGAAAUAGUACCAGCUCCGGCGGGGUUUGCUGACUCUCCUUCUUGUGUAAGCUCUAAAAAACAAGCAAGUGGCGCACGCCUGUAUAAAAAAUUAGAUAAAAGAUACAGAUCUGAAGACAAAACAAGGCACUAUAGGAGCCGACAAGAUGUUAGAGCAAAGUCUGAAGAAAGAGGUAAAGAAGAAUAUGCAGCAACUGACAAACCACAAGACACAAGAAUAGCAAGGUCGGCUGGAAACAGUUUAGAUAAAUUAGCUAGCUCAGGAAGUGUAGACCCAGAUGAUUCGAGUAGGCGGGAAGACAAAAAACAUGAAGAAUGCUCUGGAAGUUCUGAAGGUGCUGAUGGAUCGAAAGAAGAACGAGGAGUAUAUGCAGCUCCAUGGUGGUGUGGAAACUGGAUAUUGUUAUCUGAAAGUGACGACCAUUGGACAAGAAUUCCUCCAGACGUCUUAGAUACAAGUGAAAACAGCAAAGAAGACCCAACAGAAUCUGAAUCCGAAUUUAACAAAAGAUAUGUGGCUCUCACACAUCGUCUCGUUCACAGAAGAGCUUGUAUUGAACUGAAUAGAAGACAAGCUGACAAUUCUUUUGAGAGUGACAAAACAGUGGUAGUAAGACGUGGCAAUGAGGAGUUUGGAUUUAGGAUCCACGGGAGCAAGCCAGUCGUGGUGUCAGCGAUCGAACCCGACACCCCAGCUGAGACGUCAGGCUUGGAGGUCGGGGACAUUGUCAUAGCUGUUAAUGGGAUCAGCGUAUUAGACAAAACCCAUUCAGAAGUAGUGAAAAUUGCACAUUCUGGAUCAGAAAUAUUGGAAUUAGAUGUAGCACGAACCUGUGAAGUAGUAGCAUCCUUAGCUCACGAAGGUGGACCAGCUGCCUUGUACUCUGGAUACUUAUGGCGAGCCACGCCAGCGAGACCUCACCACCCACCUCGCUGGACACGACGAUGGUUCGUCUUGAAGCGAGACAACUGCCUCUACUAUUAUAAGACGGACUCAAGUAUCCACCCUGUCGGCGCUCUAAUGCUGGUGAACUAUCAACUAACUGAAGAGGAUGCAGGGAGACCACAUGGCUUCAGACUGCAGCGCGGCGGUGGCACAAGACUACAGCUCGCAGCUGACAACGGAGAAGCAGCCGCCAGGUGGCGUGCUGUGUUAGCACACGGUAUUGACGCCAGCAAUCAGAGAGAUGGUUGGUUAGAAGUAACAAUGAGGAAUAUGAAACUACCGCCAUCUUCUAUCCCCCGGCCUGACUGCUUCGGCUACCUCAUGAAACUUGGGUCCAAAUGGAAGUCCUGGGCGAAAAGAUACUGCGUGCUGAAAGACGCUUGCUUAUACUUCUACAAUGAUGGAAACAGCAAGUGUGCAUUUGGCAUGGCAUGCCUUCACGGCUACAGAAUACAGACGUGCGCGCCGGGCGGCAAAAAAUAUGCCUUCGAAGUGAUGCCCACGGAGCCCAAACAGAGGCACUUCUACUUCCACACUGAGUCUGAGAUGGACAGGAAACGAUGGAUGGCAGCCCUGGAAUAUUCCAUAGACAGGUGGAUGAAGGCUGGUUGACUACGCCACUUCAUACUAGAAGAUCCAUUCGAUUUCAUAUAAUUAUAGUUAAUUAAAUUAUUUGUUCGACUCUUUUGUACCUUAUUCCCGUUACCUUAAGCCUAUAGUCCGUUGAAAUUUUAAACAAACCAAAAAAGGUCCAUUCUUUGUUAUUAUUCUUAAUCUUCUAUGAAGACUACCGGUAGUUUUUGUUCUCUUUUUAUUUGCAAAAUUGUAUAUGAAUGCACUGCACAUUGCAAUUUUAACACAAACAAAGAAACCAUAAGGUAGGCAAUUAUUAACGCAGUAUUUGCCGAGGAUGAAAAAUUAUGUCUUUGAAAUUUUUGAGAAAAAAAAUAUUAAUACCAUUGAGCACAAUUUAUUUAGAAAAUGUGAGUGUUAGACAUAUGUGCGUAUUUAUUAUUUAAAUUCAUAGAAUUUUCCACAUAAGAAUGAUCUUAAUGAAAAAACUUAAUUAAAUUUAAAUGGACUAAACGUGUUUCUUUUUAGGAUAACCUGUUAGGUAUUAUGUUAUUUUAUACAAAUUAUAUGAGAAAGUGAAAAAAUAAUAUCAUCACCAAAAAUAUAAUAUCAACCAACAAUGUCACCAUAAUCUAAUAAUAAAUAUAGAAUUAUAUUAUUUUACACAAAUAUUUACAAGAUACAUUUUGGGAAUGAUAAUAACAAAAAAAUAUUUGUACUUAAAUAGUUUAAUUUGGAGAACAUAAUUACAUAUCGAGAAAAUUUAUUAUAUGCAAUAUAAAAUUCAUAUUAAAAGUUAAUAUUCAAACAUGUACAAAUUUUCUUCUUGCCAGAAAUAAAGAAGAACAAAGAAUUUGAAAAUAUAGUACCAGCUUGAACUUACUAACUUGCAUGCAGAUGUUACAAUAUAUAAAAAAAUACAUUAUUUGAUGAAUUCGAUUUUAUAUAGCUUAUUGAAUAUACAUUCUAAAAUCAAUAAAUUAUAGUAUUUGAACCAGUGAAAAGGCAGUGAAUGUAAUAUAAUACAAUAUUUACAACGAGAUUGACAUAAAUUAUUAUUAGCAUAUACCUAGUUUUAAUUCUAUCACGCCAAAAUAUUACGAUGUUUAUAAUAUAAUAUCAUAGAAAUUACUAACAAAAUUGCAAAAUUGCUUUAAUGAAUUUUAUAACUAAAUUAGAACUUAAUAAUUGAAUUACAAAUCACUUACAGAGGUAAUCGAUAUAUUUAUCAAAACAGCGAAAAAUGAAUAAAGGAAAUAUAUAACUAAAAUAUUUACAUGUAAACCUAUGUAUUUGACUAUAGAUUUUUAGGUAAUAUUACCUGAAAAGGAAAAAUAUGGCGAAAGUCUAUUACUUAUAUGCACCUAAAUUAUAAUUGGGCAUCCUAAAACUACAUCGUUUUCAGUUUAAUUGGGUUUAAUUACAAAUUUUCAUGAAUUUAAUGAUGUUAUAUGUCACUGCUACACUCCUAGGAAGGUAGUAUUUUAAUGUAUGUAUGUUUAUAUUUGUGACAAGGUACUCGCACACUCAUUAAUAAAAUAUUUGAACCGACAUAUAACAAUAUGAAGUUACGUAUUUGCUCUUAACAAUUAUGAAAAUGAGAAUAAUUGAUGAUAAUUAUUUGAUUAGAUUUUACUCUCAUGAUAUGGUACUGAAUUAAAUAGUAAUUUGUAUUGUUGGAUCGAGGACUUGGAAUAUAGGAUAUCGGCUUAUGAAUAGGUAAUGAAGGAAUGGCAACUGUUAUAAUGUAUGUAUAAUCUUGCCAAAGAGAAAAUAUAAAAGACGUUUCAUGAAAUUAAAUGAAACUAUAAUAAUUUUCCGUAAAUUUCCAAAUUAAAGGUGCCAAAAUGAACAUUAAACAUUGGUUGAAGGAACCAAUAUUAAGAUUUUGAAAAUUCUAAAUAUAUAAGCAAUUAAUAAUAUAGCUUUAGAUAAAAAGAACUAUCAUGUUACAUUGAAAAAGAAUAUUGGGCGAUGAAUAUUAAAACAUAGAAAUAAAAUCAAAUAAUAUUCCUAUUAUAAUAUGUAGUAUACAUAAAAAUAUUUACUAGACGUGGUACCUAUGUAGAUUACAUAGAAACUAGUAUACAUAAAUAAUAAUGUGCCAAUACUUGGUAAAUAGGGAAAUAGUGGUUUUGAAUAAACUUUAGUUGUGAUUGUAACCUUGUUUUACAUCAUUAUUAUCAGUGUUGUGAAUUUAAUACAUGUUUUUAAUAGCUUUCUUAUUUUUAAUAUAUUAGUUUUGUUCAUAAAAUUUGUAAAUAUAAUUAGUUAUUUAAAGGGUUGAAAAUAAUUUAUGAAAAAUUACAUCAUUAUAUUGGAAUUAAUGUUAAAUAUUAAAAUACAAAAUGUAAUAUUCGUUUUCCCCUUAGCAUGUGGUCCAUACUAGGUGACUUAAAAAUUGUGCAUUAAAAUAAUACAUUAAUUGAGGAAUAAAAUUUCAAAGCGAUCUUUUGUAAAUAAAUAAUCAGGUAACGCUCAAAUAUAUUAAUUAAUUAAUAAAUAAAAAAGACUUGAAGGCAUAAAACAUUGGUAAAAAGCUUAUAGAUUUUAGACUUGUAUACCUGUUAGUGAGUGUUUAAUGAUAUAUUAUUGAGACUUUUUGUUAUAUUAUUGCAAAUUUAUAAAUGCACGUUGUAAUAAAAUAGUUAAUCGUCUAUUGGUAAUUCAUAGAUUUAUAUAUAUAACGAAAAAAUUAUAAAAUAGCAUUAAUGUGUUCAGUAAAUAAGUAUACAGAACAGCACGAGAUGAGCAGGUUAAAAGUUUAUUUAUUUUUAUGUAUUUAAACAGCGUAUAUAUUGUUAUCUGUGCCAAAUAUUGCCAAUUUAUUAUUAUUGAGAGUAAUGCCAAAGUUAGAUUUUAAGUGUUCUGUUAUAUAUUAAAUUUAUUAAGUACUUAUGCACCGAAUUAAGUUUAAAUUUUUUGACGAUGCGUACGAAGAGAAUGGUUUGGGACGAUGAUAACGUCUAAAUAGACGAUUUUUAAAAUACAUAUUAUAUGUGAAUGUAUGAUAGAUUUCAUUGUAAUAAAGUAUUAAAACUA